UACUACUUUGUCUAUCUGUCAUCUGAGCUGUCAAUAUCAAUAUGGUCAAUAUUAAAUUAAGUGAUAAUAAUUCGAAGAAUUAUUAUUUUUCAGUUUAAACAGUUGUACAUUACUGUACAUAACAAUAUUUUAUUCCGAAUACAUAGAUUGUCAUUAGAGUUAUUUCAAUUUUACUUUAUUGUUAAUAAGUUCUAGUUUAAUUGCAUUAUGUGCAAAUAUUAUCAUUCAUUUUGUGAUGCUGUGAGUUCUUAAAUUUAAAUAGAAUCUAUUGCUGUUGAUAAGUCACUGGAAUCUCAAGAUGUUGCAAUUUAUUAGAAAAGAAAUACUUUGGAUCAGUGUAAUAUACUUAAUUAAUAUAUCAUGUGGAUACGAACAAAAGUCAGUCAACAUACAUGAUAACGAAAAAUCAAAUGUUCAACAUGUACGAGACGUCACAAGGUUAAAGCGAUCCACGGAAUUGAAAGUAACCAGUUCAAAUGAAACAAGCCCUAACGUGGACAGUGUAAAUUUAUCUGCGCAUCUAUCUAGCUCUUCUACCGAAAGUUCACAUGCUGUGUAUGAAAAUGUUACUUCCCUUAAUUCACUUGUAUCAAUGCAAGUGAAUGUUUCAUCAUCGGUAGCUCCAAAUAUUUCGGUAGCGAGCCCCUCAGAUGCUGCUCCAUUGCCUGAAAAAAGCUCUGCUGAAGAUGAGCAUAACAGUUCAAUGGCAAUAUUCUUUGUACUUUGUAUACUGGCUUUAGGUAUAUUAUUGAUUCAUCUGAUGUUGCAAACUGGUUUCUCAUAUUUGCCAGAAAGUGUAGUAAUUGUAUUUCUUGGUGCACUUAUUGGUAUGGUUAUCAAUCUUAUGUCUAUAAAGAAUAUAGCAAACUGGAGGAAAGAAGAAGCUUUCUCCCCUACUGCUUUUUUUCUAGUACUUCUGCCUCCCAUAAUAUUUGAAUCUGGUUACAAUUUACACAAAGGCAACUUUUUCCAAAAUAUUGGAUCAAUAUUAUUGUUUGCUAUAGUUGGAACUGCUAUAUCUGCAUUUGUAAUUGGUGCAGGUAUAUAUCUACUAGGUUUGGCUCAAGUAGUCUACCGCCUGAGUUUUGUGGAGUCAUUUGCGUUUGGAUCUCUUAUAUCUGCUGUGGAUCCUGUAGCAACAGUAGCUAUAUUUCAUGCCCUGGAUGUUGAUCCCGUGCUUAAUAUGUUGGUGUUUGGUGAGAGCAUACUAAAUGAUGCCGUAGCAAUUGUUCUCACCACUGCUGUGUUAGAUUCUAAUGAUCCUUACAUGUCAACGGGGGAAGCUAUUUUAUCUGCCAUAAAUCGUUUCUGGCUAAUGUUCUUUGCCUCAGCUGGUAUCGGAGUCUUAUUUGCAUUAGUUAGUGCACUGUUAUUGAAACAUGUGGAUUUAAGAAAAAAUCCUUCAUUAGAAUUUGGUAUGAUGUUGGUAUUUACAUAUGCUCCAUAUGUGCUAGCUGAGGGUAUCCAUUUAUCAGGCAUAAUGGCAAUACUAUUUUGUGGUAUAGUAAUGUCUCAUUACACACAUUUCAACCUUUCCACUGUCACUCAAGUAACCAUGCAGCAAACAAUGAGAACAUUAGCCUUCAUUGCUGAAACUUGUGUUUUUGCUUACUUGGGAUUGGCUAUAUUCAGUUUCAGGCACCGUGUGGAGCCAGCACUCGUUAUUUGGAGCAUAGUGAUGUGCCUUCUCGGCAGGGCGGCGAAUAUAUUUCCUCUGGCAUUAUUGUGCAACAAAUUUCGCGAACAUAAAAUUACAAAAAAAAUGAUGUUCAUCAUGUGGUUUAGUGGAUUACGUGGUGCAAUUUCUUACGCUUUGUCCUUGCAUCUUGGUUUUUCUGACGAAACUCGCCAUGUGAUCAUAACAACAACACUUAUUAUAGUUUUAUUUACUACAUUAUUCUUGGGCGGAUCCACUAUGCCGUUAUUAAAAUUUUUGCGAGCCAAUAAGAAAACAAAACGUUCACGGUCUUUAAGAAAACAAAAAGAGGUAAGUUUAUCAAAGACAAAGGAAUGGGGUCAAGCCAUUGAUUCAGAACAUUUAUCAGAGAUGACCGAGGAAGAAUUGGAGGUUAAUUAUUCACAUGCAACAAGAUUACGCGGCUUUGUGAGAUUGGACAUGAAGUAUUUGACGCCAUUCUUCACUAGACGGUUUACACACCAGGAACUUAAAGAUUGUAAGAGUCAAAUGACAGAUCUUACUAACCAGUGGUAUCAAGCUAUAAGAAUUACAAAUGAUCGGGAAACAGAUGAGGAAGAAAGCUUGCAGCAAAGCUCCCUUUCGAAUUCUCAUAGCAGUCUUCAAAGAGGAGUGUGAGCUUGAAUUUAAUAUAGUUUUGAUCAAUAUUUUAUUUUGAGAACACCUUAGAGGGUGCAUGUUAUAUUUCUAACAAUGUUUAAAUAAUUAUGUCA
Messenger RNA from Achroia grisella, 2409 nucleotides. RefSeq names its product sodium/hydrogen exchanger 8 (gene Nhe1). The transcript is spliced from 7 exons. Gene Ontology annotation, molecular function: sodium:proton antiporter activity. The record is from RefSeq and is a predicted model, not a curated record. Gene Ontology annotation, biological process: regulation of pH; sodium ion transport; proton transmembrane transport. Lineage: Eukaryota; Metazoa; Arthropoda; Insecta; Lepidoptera; Pyralidae. Bases 299 to 2314 code for a protein of 671 amino acids. Gene Ontology annotation, cellular component: Golgi apparatus; membrane.